Molecule: messenger RNA, 3092 nt
Organism: Drosophila innubila
Lineage: Eukaryota; Metazoa; Arthropoda; Insecta; Diptera; Drosophilidae
Product: trichohyalin-like
Exons: 2
Coding region: 127-2979 (950 amino acids)
Source: RefSeq, a predicted model, not a curated record
CACAAUUACACAUUACAAUUACUGUAGUUAGUUCUUUUCAGAUUUUUGCACAUUGCGAAAAGUGUACACAUUCAUUUUUGGAGUUAACACUAUACAUUAGAUGUUAUGAAAUACCCUUAAAUAGUUAUGAAACUCAAUAUGGCAUGUAGUGCCCAACCGGGCCACAAGGAGUUCGUAAGGAAGGAAUCGGGAAUUCGGCCAACUGUAUUAUCAUCGAAACGCUUUGAGGGCAUCUUGUCCAGAUCGAGACAGGAUGAAAGACGAGAGGUGUUGGCUGCGGUCGAGGAGGAGCAACGGUAUAAGCAAUAUCUUAGGGAUGGCAGCGAUGCCCUUUGCGAGUGCUUCACAAAUGUUCACAAUCAUCAGGUAACAGACGAAGAUACACUUCAGAAAACCAGGGAUGAACAACUGAUCGAACGGACCAAAGAUCAACGGGCCAAACAAUUGUUGGAUGAGCAGCGCAAGGAAAGGAUUAUGCGUGCCAAUCAAAUCCUGCAUCUAAUGAAGCCAGGACCACGUGCCCUUCACCAUGCUCUGCAGCAGAGUGAAACCAUCAAGCAACGUAAAUAUAAUGAUGCCAUCAAUGCGGAAAUAGCACAGGAUGCACUGCGUCAGAGGCGCUUGGAAGAUCAACAGUGCCCGGAGGUCUUGAUACCAUUUGGUCAAAAUACUGAGGAGCAGGAGAAAGCUGAACAAAAGGAGAAAUCGCUUUCUAUGCGUGCAUAUUUCUUACAGGAUCUCGAAGAGAGACGUCAACGUAAGCUGGACGCCAGGGAACAAGAGAUUUACGAAUCAAUUGUUGAGCGAGAACAGUACAAGUGCCUACAGGAAAAAGAGGACAAGGCGGCCAAGGAGCUGGCGGUCAGCAAACGUGAGUUUUGCCGAAAUGCCUAUAAGGAUGCCCUCAAGGAAAAAGCGGAGAAAGCUAAAUUCGAGAAUAUAUGUGAACAAAUUGAUAAUCGCAUAAGAUGCGUUACUCAAGUAGCACAACGUAAUCUACAAGGUCGCUAUAGCAAACAAAUCUUGGAGAUGCGUGACAAUCAGAUACGAAAUCGGGAGUCCAAAGCCGCACAGCUUGGUCAGCUGCAGCAGGAGAAGAAGCUGCAGGAGGAGCAGAGACGAGCUGACAGAGAGGAAGUGUAUGAAGCAGAGGUUGAAGUGCAUGAGAUGGGCCGAAAAUGCCGACAAGAGGAACUAUCCAGGCAGCGGCGAGCCUAUGAGCUAGACGAGCGCAAACUUGAAGCGGAGAAGAAACAACGGAAUGCAGAAAUACGACGUUAUGAAAUUGCCACACGCUAUAGAAAUGCGGAGGCUAACAAACGAUUCUUUAAUGCCGAAAAGGAGCGACAGAUGAAAGUAACCAAGGACCUGCGUGAAGCUCUCUGCGGACAACGGCAACAGUUCCUGCAACAACAUAAGGAUGAGCUGUUGCGUACAGCGGCUUGCCAAGAUGAUCCGAAUUUGAAGGAUGAUUUGGCCUUUUUUGAGGAAGCAACCGGGGUAAUAAAGGAAUCCCAAGAGAUGGGACGACCAUUGUAUCCACUGGCCAAAGUUGUAAGCGAUUAUAAACGCGAUAACCAGGUCGGCAUAAUGCCGGAGCGUCAAAUGAUUCGUCGAAAUACAACCCGUGACACUUGCUGGCCAGGAUAUCUUUCCAAGGCGGACUUGGCCUACGAAAAGUACGAACAUCGGGAGAAAUGCCGCCAGGAAAAUGCAAAGCAACACAAUAAAAUAUUUGACGAUUGCCUCAAAAUUACAAAUAUGGCAUCUGCAGAGCGUCCUUUUAAGCCUUGCGUCCAGACUGGACUCACCAAGUGUCUACGGUACAAAGAUAUGCCCACCCUGGAGAGCGUCAAGUCCUUUGAAAUUCAAAAUCAAACUAAUACUCAAUCAGCAGAGAAUCCCGACAUUAAGAGUGUCGAUUUCAUUGAAAUUCCAAGGGAUACUAAAACUCAACCUCAAGAUAUAGAAUCAACACUGUCGACUACAUCUAAGAGAGGCUUAGGAGGCUCUGAUCACUUGCCAGAACUUAAACGCGAUGGUAUUUCGAGAUCUCUUAUUGGUGUGGUUUCUACAAAGCACAAAAGAUCCUCUAGAUUUGCUGAUGCAAAAAACAAAGAUUCAACAACGAAGAAUCAUUUCAACAUGGAGAAUCUUGAUACCUUUGAAACUCCAAAUGAAACAGAAAAGAACAUAGAUCCAACUACGCUUAAAAAGAAAGAAUCAACACUAUCUACUGCUUUUAAAACAGGCUCAAAAAAUCUAGAUCUCUUACCAGGUUAUAAGCGAGAUGGCAUUUCAAGAUCUUUUAUUGGUGUAGCUUCUACAAAGCAAAAAUCAGUUGAUUCCAGAAGAGGAUCAGGUGAUGCAGAUAUCUUUUCAAGAUCAUCAGCAGGUCCAAAGCGAUCCACAAUGUUACCUAAUGUAACAAACAACCUAACCUCAAAAAAACAUGGUUUUCGGAACGAAUCAACAGGAUCAUAUCGUUCAGGAAGAGGAUCGGGAAGUGCUGUUAUCCAAAGAUCUUCUACUAACCUUAAGCGAUUAACAAAGUUGCCUGAUCUUAAACUAUAUUUUAGUUCAAAACCACAGACUCUUCGCAAGGAAUCAGCUCGAUCAGCAGGAUCUAGAAGAGGAUCAGGAGGUGCAGAUCCGAAGCGAUCGCCGAAAUUGCCCGAUUUAAAUCGCUAUUUAACCUCGAAACCACAUUUUCUUCACAAGACCUUGAAACGAUCCGCUCUUCCUAAAAAAAGCUAUGGAGUUGCAGAUCUUUUGGCACCUGACAUUGGUUCUGAUAGAGUCUCCACAGGUCAAAAGCGAGCCCAAAAGUUGCCAGAUUUAACACAAUAUUGGACCCCAAAGCUAUUAGCUCUACAAAAUACCGACGCAAACCAGGGACAAACUAACGUUCUGCGCUCACAGGAUAGCGAUCGACGAGCUAAUAAAUCAAACACGAAAUUCACAUGGAAAGCAGUCUGAUUAAAACACUCGUUUGUGGCCAUUUACAAAUUCUUGGUACAAAUGCAGAUCUUGCAGAUAUUUUUGUUUGUGCCAAUGUCACUUAAGCAAAGUAAAGAUGGAUUCAAACCACA